This is a messenger RNA of Danio aesculapii, 1701 nucleotides long. RefSeq names its product NIM1 serine/threonine protein kinase (gene nim1kb). The record is from RefSeq and is a predicted model, not a curated record. The transcript has 3 exons. Gene Ontology annotation, cellular component: cytoplasm. Gene Ontology annotation, biological process: microtubule cytoskeleton organization; protein phosphorylation; intracellular signal transduction. Gene Ontology annotation, molecular function: protein serine/threonine kinase activity; tau-protein kinase activity; ATP binding. Lineage: Eukaryota; Metazoa; Chordata; Actinopteri; Cypriniformes; Danionidae. The coding region runs from base 1 to 1302 and encodes 433 amino acids.
AUGCCUGAAAAGUUCAGACAGGUGUCUGUACAGGUGUAUCAGCACUAUCUGUACACCGUGACGGACAGCUCUGAGUGCAGCUCAGAGAAAGAGGAGGAUGAAGAGCCAUCCAAACGCCUCACACCCCUGGAGAAGUUAACACUGGAAAUGUGCAAAGACGAAAACACAGUAAAGGAGCUGACGGUGGGCAAACGGGUGGGUUUCUACAAAGUGCGAGGUCAGAUCGGCUGUGGCAACUUUUCCAAAGUCAAACUGGCCACUCAUGCCCUCACCAAAGACAAGGUUGCAGUGAAGAUUAUGGACAAGAUGCGGCUGGAUGUGCAGACUCAGAGAAUGUUGACGAGAGAGAUCUCCAACAUGGAGAGCUUAUAUCAUCCAAACCUGCUGCAGCUCUAUGAGGUGCUGGAGACGCCGAGCCGACUCUACCUGAUCCUGGAGUUUGCUGGAGGAGGAGACCUGCACACCAGAAUCAGCUCUGGAGGAAAACUGACCGACCUAGAGAGCAAGAUUGUCUUCGCACAAAUCCUGUCAGCUGUCAAAUACAUGCACGAAAACAACAUAAUCCAUCGAGAUCUGAAGGCUGAAAAUGUUCUUUACACAACCAAUGGCUGCAUAAAAGUAGCUGACUUUGGCUUCAGCACAAAGGUCAACAACCGCAACCAAGCUCUGGACACAUUUUGCGGCUCACCUCCUUACGCAGCUCCAGAACUCUUCAAAGACGACUCCUACAUCGGACCACCAGUAGACGUGUGGGCGAUGGGUGUCCUCCUAUUCUUCAUGGUUACUGGCAGCCUACCCUUCCGUGCCGACACUGUGCCCAAAUUACGCCAAAGUGUCCUGGAGGGUGCUUAUCUCCUGCCAAUAUGGGUCUCUGCUCCAUGUCAGCGGCUCAUCCGGGGGAUCCUGAAACCUGAACCGUCAGAGCGAUGCGCCCUGGACCAGAUGCUGGGCUGUGAGUGGCUGCUGCCAGUCGAACUCUUUCGCCCAAUUCCUCCAUUAUACCAGCUCAACCCCAUCCACCUGCUGGAGGCCGGACCAGGAGAGCUGGACAGAGACCAGGAGGAGGUCAAAGGUAUCCUGGAGAAACUAGGAGUUACUCCGGAGCAUAUUCUCAAUAAUCAAGGAAAGCGUAUUCGGAGUCCUAUUAAUGGGGUUUAUCGUAUAUUAUUGCACAGAGUUAAAAGAAACAGAGGAGCCGAGUCUGUGCCAUCAAUCAGCGGAGUAGUCAAAGAUCCUAAAAGAGACAGUCUGCGUGCCUACAGGAACCUACGACACUCCUCGAAACUCUGUGCACUUUCUUGAAGAGACUGCGCAUUUACCUUCUUUUUGCUCCUUAGUAGAGGGAAAGUCAAUGGGGUUCACAAAUAUAUUGGGACCAAGUGGACCUUAUUCAGUGAAACACAGAUGAAACCAUGUGCUGAGGGAAAGACCUCUAGUCUAUUUUAAGGUUUUAGAUCAUGUAAUCUUUUAAACUCAAGACUUGCAAACAUGAGGGAGUUUUUGAAAAAACUUGUCAGCUGAAAGAUCACUUUGUUUGCUUCUAAAAACUAUUGGGUAAGCCAAGUUUGGAACAGAUAUAGACAAAUCUGAAAAAAAUUGUUACACUGGAAUGGAAUGCACUGUAUUACCCUAUUACUAUUUUUCAAUCCAUUUAGCCAAUCUCCAGGUUUGGUGGUAGCACAUUUAGCUUAGCUUAAAUCA